CUCUGCCUGUUCACACAAGCACUAAGAUUAAUGCCGCACACGCUCACCGCCUCAUCUGGUCAAAUGCACGCCAAAGAAGACGACUUUUCACUCUGAUUGGUUUUGGACCGGAUAUCUUUGCUGGGCAAGGGACAAGAAUUAUCCGUUUGCUUCACAUCAAACAACACAAACCGGGAUUUCUUUUUUCUUUUUCUUCAUUGGCUCACUACUAAAGGGUAACUUUAUUAUUGCACAGGGACCUGCUGCUGCUCCUCCUAUCGCUGACAACUCACUAAACAAGAUGACAUGGCGCCCUCAGUACCGCUGCUCCAAGUUUCGACACGUGUUUGGUAAAGCUGCGACCAAAGAGAACUGCUUCGAUGGCGUGCCGAUCACACGCAGCGUCCAGGACAACAACUUCUGUGCGGUCAACCCUCGUUUCCUGGCCGUCAUCACUGAAUGUGGCGGAGGGGGGGCCUUCCUAGUGUUCUCGCUGCAUCAUACGGGUAAGUUGGACCCUCAUCACCCUCGAGUAUCCGGUCAUAGAGGCAACGUGCUGGAUAUCAAAUGGAAUCCAUUCAACGACUACUGCAUUGCUUCCUGCUCUGAAGACACCACGGUCAAAGUGUGGGAAAUCCCUCCUCAUGGCGUGAUGAAAAACCUGACGGUGCCCUGGAAGGACCUGCAGGGUCACAGUCGCAGGGUCAGCCUUGUUGAGUGGCACCCGACCGCAAACAACAUCCUCUUCAGCACAGGCUACGACUACCAGGUCAUGAUUUGGAAUCUGGACUCUCCAGAGCAAGUGAUAAAAAACCCCGUGCGGACCAUCACGCAGCACUCUGACGUGGUCCUGUCCAUGUCCUUCAACACAGACGGCAGCCUCCUCGCAACCACAUGCAAGGACAGGAAGGUCCGGCUGAUGGAGCCGCGCACCGGAAACCUGCUGCAGGAAGGCAACAGCAAGACGCACAAAGCCAGUAAGGUGUUGGUCCUGGGAAACAUGAAGAUGCUUGUCACAACCGGUACUUCCCGCUGGAAUGAGAGACAAAUAGCUCUUUGGGAUCAGGAGGAUCUGUCCGUGCCUUUGCUGGCGGAGAACCUGGACGGCUCCUCAGGAGUCCUCUUCCCUUUUUAUGACCCUGACACACACAUGCUGUACCUCGCUGGCAAGGGGGAUGGGAACAUCCGUUAUUACGAGAUCAGCUCAGAGAAACCCUACAUCCACUACCUGACCGAUUACCGCUCACUUCUACCUCAGAAAGGAAUGGCUGCGAUGCCAAAGAGAGGUCUGGACGUGAGCUCUUGUGAGGUUUUCCGGUUCUACAAACUAGUGACCAUCAAGAGCCUCAUUGAGCCUGUUUCUAUGAUAGUGCCUCGCAGGUCGGAAUCGUACCAAGAAGACAUCUAUCCGAUGACGGCGAGUAACAGGCCGGCUUUGGCUGCAGAGGAGUGGCUCGGUGGGAUCGACAAAGGUCCAGUUCUGAUGUCUCUAAAGCCCGGAAGUCAACUCCCAGAGUCUCAUUCAGAAAUGAAGGGGCUGGCUAACUCCACAGACACUCGCAGGUCUCAGAGCAGACCGGGCAUGCUGCCACUCGCCUAUAUUCAGGACCGACCGGAAACCAAAGACGCUAAAGAGGCCGCCGGACGCGCAGACGACGACAGGAUUUCGCUGACCAACGGGGAGGACCUCGCACUUUGCUCGCCUCCCAAGACUGAAAACGAGCUGCGUCAGAAGUUCCACAAGCAGCAGGAGGAGAUCCGGCGGCUACGGGAGCUUCUGGGUCAGCGGGACGUGCGCAUCAAACAGCUGGAGCUAGAGAUCAAGAACAUCAAGAACUCCCAGCCCGCCCAGACUCACCCGACCUGCUGAGUCACAUGCAUUCCUGCUCUGCACCCCUUUUCCAAUUGAUUUUAGUCUCAAUUUUUACCUUUUUUGUCUUUUUUUUUUCCCAACUCUAAAGACACAGACUUUGUUGAUGCGCUUUUACGCUGCACCUUUUGACGUCUCACUCGUUUGUGUGCUUCACAUCUAUGCAAGUUUGCUGUCAUGUUCUAUGCUUGUAGCUGAUCUCAGGAUGACUGAUGCGGUCGGUCGGUCGGGACGGAACGAUGUGUCCAUGUGAGAGCAGUUGUAGGGAAAAGCUGUUGCUGUUUUUGAUUGUAACAUAACACUGAACAUAUUUUCUGUGCUGUUUUUGUGUCUCAAUAUUUAAUCUACUGUAAGUGGAGAUGUUCAAGUCAUUUAGGUGUGGUUGUAUGUAAGAAUGAUGAGAUCCUGAACCCGGAUGUGUUUCGCUGUUCCACCUUCUUUUUUUGUAUAUUUUUUUUAUUUUUAAGUAAACUAGAAAUCUGUUUUGCAACAUGUCAGCCAAAUCAGUAACGAAUGUUGUGGACGAGUCUGAAACCAAAUAUUUGUAUUUAUUUUAAAAUACGGUUAGAGGAUUUAUUUGAGCGUUUUAAUUCAAUCAUGUUGUCUUUUUUGGGAAAAAUAUAGAAAAAGAAAUGCUGAAACGAAAAAAGUGGUGUUUUUUUUUACAUUUUCAAUCCGACUUUAAUGAGAAACGACAUUGUUUGUUUGUGUUGUAAAAUUAUAUUUCUUUACACCUGAAAGUUUUUUUUUUAAAGUGAUAUCAAGGUUGUAGAAUUUAGGCAAUACAAUUCUAAAUUUAAAAACAGGAUUUUCUUUUAAAGGAAACACAUCCAAAAGUGUCUUUAAUGGUGACUGCGGUGAGAAGCAAAGAUGCAUUCAAGUGCUGCUAAUCAAAAACGGAUACAUUGAUCAUCAACAGUCUUUUAGUGACUGGCUGUCCCGGAGCAUUGUUUACGUAUUCACCAUAUUGUCUUAUUAAUUACACUUGACCAGUCAACAACCUUUCAGAAUAAAGCAAACGAUGCAUUUUUGGAUGCUA
Molecule: messenger RNA, 2888 nt
Organism: Oryzias latipes (Japanese medaka)
Lineage: Eukaryota; Metazoa; Chordata; Actinopteri; Beloniformes; Adrianichthyidae
Gene: coro2aa
Product: coronin 2Aa
Molecular function (GO): actin filament binding
Source: RefSeq, a predicted model, not a curated record